CGCAACGGCAUAAAAAUGAAGCUGAGUCUCAGUAAAGUGGCGAACGGCGCCCGGCUCGGAGUCAUCAACGGCUUGGGCCGGAACGGCGACAAAGUGCUGGAGGUCCCGGGCUGUCUGCUCUACACAAGAACCGGUUCUCCGCCGCACCUCACACACGACACCCUGCGGACCAUCGAAGGGAUCCCACCCGUGACCCACAUCACCCUUUCCACCCUAGCAGAACAUCAGGAGGUCCUGGAGGAGUUUAAAGAGGGUAUUGCAAAGUUUGCAGGUAUGUCGGACACGGUGCUGUACUGUUCCAUCAACGACCCUACAACCCCACAGCCCGCUGGAUACAACACAAACAAGACAGUGUCGUUGUGGGGCAGCGGAGGCCGCGUGGAGCUGACACCCCAGAAGUUUAUGUCCGCUCAGCGGGCGAUCAGGCCGGAUUGGUUCCAGUGUCUGUCCGACGGAGAAUCGAUGACUGCUGGAAAUUCCAAGAAGAGGGCCAAGAAAUCCGUGGACCGCUCCCUGGCCUUUCUAGACGAGUGUCUGCAGCUGCUGGCAAAGGACGAGGUUCUGGGGCAGAGCGUGGUGAUCGGGGCCAUUGAAGGAGGAGACCAGCUGGAUGAGAGGCUGAGGUCCGCCCGGGAAACGGCCAAGAGACCCGUCGGGGGCUUCCUGAUGGACGGCUUCCAGGGGGACUCGAUGAGCCACGAGACCAAGCUGAGCCUCAUCUCCUCCGUCACGGCGGUGUUACCCGAAGACAAACCCAGGUUUAUCCACGGCGUGGGGAGGCCGGACGAGCUGCUCGACUGCAUCGAGAGCGGCGUGGAUCUGUUUGACAGCAGCUUCCCCUACGAAGUAACGGAGCGAGGAUGCGCGUUAUCCUUCAGCCACGACUACCGGACGGACCCCGAAACCGCAGGUGGCGUUCAGAAGACACAGCCCGAUAAUGCCCCCAUUUCUGAUGUUCUGGAUAAGAAUGAAUCUCCCGAGACAGACGGUAACCAGAAAACCGAAACAAGCGCUGAAGGAGAGGGAAUUGAUCGCUCGUCAAUAACCUCGUUUGAGAUCUGCCUGAAGGAGAAAAGGUUCCGUGAAGACUUCCGACCGCUGCUGCCGGGUUGCGGAUGCUACUGCUGCCGUAACCACUCCCGGGCGUACGUUCACCACCUGCUCAUGUCCAAGGAGUUACUGGCCGGCAUCCUCCUCGUAAUCCACAACUUCCAGCAUUACUUCAGCUUCCUCCAGUCGGCGAGGGCAGCGCUGCGGGACGGCCAGCUCAGCCGCCUCAAGGAGGUCGUCCGUGGACAGGCGUCCUGAGACCGGGCGGUGGAGACAUCUGGACUACUCUUUGCACAGACUUUUUUUUUUACACUCCCUUUCAUCACUCACCGUCUCCUGUGACACUCGAUUUGUCUGACUGUCUAAUAAAUGCGGCCCUCGCUGUCGGCCCUUCUUACUUUUCAAA
This is a messenger RNA of Spea bombifrons (plains spadefoot toad), 1456 nucleotides long. RefSeq names its product queuine tRNA-ribosyltransferase accessory subunit 2 (gene QTRT2). Gene Ontology annotation, molecular function: tRNA-guanosine(34) queuine transglycosylase activity. NCBI's taxonomy places the organism in Eukaryota, Metazoa, Chordata, Amphibia, Anura, Pelobatidae. The record is from RefSeq and is a predicted model, not a curated record. The transcript has 8 exons. The coding region runs from base 16 to 1308 and encodes 430 amino acids.